AUUGACAGUCGUAAGGGCCGACCCAACACGGAAUAUUUCAGAAUCAGAAUGAAUCAAGAGGGCGUACUUGCUUGUUGCGCCGUUUGUAAUCAGCAGACUUAUCGGAGAUGUGGUCGGUGUAUUAAUAUUUAUUAUUGUAACACAGAACAUCAAAGACAGGAUUGGAAAAGACACAAAAGUGAAUGUGCACCAAAGUUACAAAACGACAAAGCUAUUAAACCAUCUUCUCAAAAAGAUAAAAAAAUAAAGGUCGAAGAAAAAAAAAGGAUAGAUAUCAAUACUUCAGUGGAUAAUAAUAAUAAAGAAGAAACGAUACUAGUAGGCAACGAAGUGAGACGUUUAAAAAAAUCGAAAAAGAAAACCGUUAAAAAGGAGGCUAGUGACAUUGCUAGUGAUAAUAAAAAUACCUCUCAAUCUGUAGAGAUUAUAACUCAUAAUAAAGCAAACUUAAAUGACAGUAGUGUAAUUUCAAGUGUCGUGUAUAGUAAUAAAAACAUUGUUAAAGUAAGUGCCAUAACUCACGAGGGAUCUUCAGAACAAGAAAUAUUGAGUGAAAAAGCUCAACAGUUAGGUACAGUGGAUUUUUCUACUGCAAGUACAUCUAAUGUUUUGAAGGAGGUAAAUAAAACCGAUGUAAAAAUGCCAGCUUUACCUAGUGAGCAGCCUCCUAGGUUGAGAGAAUACCCAGAAGCUUCACUCAGAGGUAGCGGAGCACCCUUCAACAACAUGAUGAACAGUUACUACAUGGAUCCAAGUGAUCCAAACUAUGAAAUCUGUCAAAGAGUAAUCAGGGACAUGACUCAAUAUGGUGUGUGUGUGUUAAAUAACUUCCUAGGCAAGGAACGUGGACUCUUAGUAUUAAAUGAAGUUCUAGAAAUGUACAGAUCGGGAAUAUUCACAGCAGGUCAACUAGUGUCGAAUCCAGGCAGUACAGAAGCUCAGACGAUACGAAGCGAUCGCAUCACGUGGAUCGAUGGCAAGGAACCCCACUGCUUUCACAUAGGGCAGCUCAUCAACCAAGUCGAUAGCAUAAUACUGACGGCGAAUAAAAUGGUCGACAAUGGAAAAAUGGGCAACUACAUCAUUAACGGUAGGACGAAGGCGAUGGUGGCCUGCUACCCAGGAUCUGGCAGCCAUUACGUUAAACAUGUAGAUAACCCAAAUAAAGAUGGGCGAUGUAUAACGGCAAUAUACUACCUUAACCUUGACUGGGACGUCAAGCGAUAUGGCGGCUUACUUAGGGUGUUCCCGGAAGGUACAAAUCAGGUGGCAGAUAUCGCGCCGAUCUUCGAUAGGAUGCUGUUCUUUUGGUCAGAUAGAAGAAACCCGCACGAGGUACAACCUGCGUACGCAACUAGAUAUGCAAUUACAUUGUGGUAUUUCGAUGCUCAGGAACGAGAAGAUGCAGUAAGAAAAUACAAACGCGGACAGCCAUCGUCGAGCAAGUGAUGUUGGGUGCGCGGCAGCAGGCGCGUCGCGUGCUCGUAGCGAACUGCCACUAGAUACAGAUUAUAAAUAUAGGGGUACACAAGGCCCGAACCGUGACCGAGUCGAUCGAACGAUUGGUAGCGCAACUUAUAGUCUAUGGUUGCUGAUAUGACAAUUGGAGAAUGUGAUCAGUUAAUCGGAUGCCGUUGUAAAAAGUUAUUGUAUUUUUAGAACUUCUGUAUAAGCUAAAUAUAAUGAAAUGUUAUUGGUAAAAAAAAAUUAUAACAUUAAAAAAUUAAACACGUACAUUAGUAAAAUCCAUCCCGCGUACGAUGAGGACUAGCAAAGUUAUAUGUAUAAGAUAUAAGAAAUAUCUCAUUAUAAAAUUAUUUUUGCAAUGACUUUUUUGUUUAAAUACAAAUUUCAAUUUCCUUAACGAUGUAUUCAUGUUUCUUCUGUUUAUUUUUUUAGAAAUAUCAAAUAUGUUUUCGAACAUAGACUAAAAUAAAAGAAAUACUGUUUUACAUAAUUCAUUUCGAAUUAUGUUUGAAAUUAAUUGUGUUUAUUUCGACAUUUCGUUGUAAUAUAUUUUCUAAGAUUAGUUUAUAUUAAUUUAAGUUGAUUCUUAAGUAUUAUGUUUUAUUAAAUGCAAUUCUUAGCUCGACUACACUGAUGUUAAUUAUAAUUUUCAAUCUAUUAAAAAAAAUACUUGUUGUUGUUCAUCCAAUUCAAUUGAGCAGUUAGUUGGCCCUUUUUUAUAUACCGGGAAAGUAAAUGACUCCACUCCGCCUGAUGGUAAGUGGUAGUGGAGUCCAAACGCGACGACGGCCAGAACAGUCAGGAAGAAUGUUUUGUACUAGCCGCCCCCGCCUUGCCGGUCCGCGAGCCUUUGGUAAUAUAUAUUAUAUUUGCCCUUUUGGUAUAAUAACAAUCACAAAUCCAAUUUUCAAAAGAAUUUUUUUUAAUUAAAUCGAAAAUUACUUGUCAGUUUAUUUAAACGGAUGAACUUACCCAUUUCAUGUGACAUUGGCGUUAUGCCGGGUGACACAACUUGAAGUAACUAUGCCAAGAUUUUAAUUGAUUUAAAAUUAUAGACAUUUUAGAUUUCGUUUAUAUGUUGUUGUCUUUUUAGAUCAGUAUGAUGUUUGUAACUUAAGACUGACGAUAAAUAAAAUUUCAAUUCAAUAUAUCUAGAGAUUUUCUAUGUUAUAUAACUAUAUUUAUUGUUGUAUUAAUUUUUUACUGUAAAUAACAACUUUUGAUGAUGGAGAAUUUUAAUUUGUAACAGUAAGGCUCAAUGCCAGUAUUUGUCUAGUAAAUAAUUUUGAAUGUUAUCAGCUAAAAACGACUUGAUCAGAUUUAUAUGUUGAAAAAUGUAUUGAUUUGUCGAAAUUAACUUAAUAAGUGGAUAUUUUAAUAAUUGUCACAAAAAUUUUAAAUAUUUAGAAUAUAAUGGGAAUUACGUAAAAUUUGUUAGCUGUGUGAUAACUGCCAACAGAAUUGUAGAACAAUCUGUAUUUAAAAAAAAAAAAAAACUAUUAAAAAGUUAUGUCGUUUAUGUUUUACUAGCGAAAAGAUUUACUUCUCUACCAUCACAUAUUACAUAUACAAGAUAUCGAUGUAAAUACUGUUAUACUAGAUUUUAUUUAGAUAAACGUAACCAAUAUGAGACAUAACAAUUCGUCUUUCCAUACAAUCUCAAUUAUUGACAGGACCGUUAUGGCUUUCUCUUUCUCUCAUGUAUUUUUGAAAAAGGAUAGCCAUUUUAGUUUAAAGAUUGUCAUGAGCAUUGAGUGUAGCCAGAUAAUAUGAAACAAUUUAUAAAUAUUCAUUCUCAUCUUAUUUAAUGAAAAUAUUUAACGUAAAGUUAAUAUCACUAUUUUAUUAUUCUCGGCUCUCGAGGAUAAAGUCUCGGCUACACCAGUGGUAAAUCAUGUACAACAGAACAGCACUAUUGUAAAGUUUCAUAAUGAUAAGGUGUGUUGUUUACGAACAGUGUGUAAAAAUAUAGUAUUGAAAUUUAUACAGAUAUAUUAUAAAAUUAGAUUUGCUAAGGUUAUAUUCCUAAUUUAAAUUGUAAUUUUGUAUGUAAGUAAUAUAGCUUUGUCAUGAAAGCGUUUUUAUUAUUUUGUGAUUUUAUAGCUUGUUAUAAAUAUUUUAAAAUUCCGUGUUGUCCAACAAAACAGUUUUAUUUAUUAGCUUUUGAAACGAAUUAAAGCUAUUUCAAGUCAUAAAUUAAGUUGUGGAUACAUCUGGUAUUAAAUUUUUAUUUUUA
Messenger RNA from Nymphalis io (European peacock), 3703 nucleotides. RefSeq names its product egl nine homolog 1 (gene Hph). The transcript has 7 exons. Gene Ontology annotation, cellular component: nucleus; cytoplasm. Gene Ontology annotation, molecular function: ferrous iron binding; peptidyl-proline 4-dioxygenase activity; L-ascorbic acid binding. The record is from RefSeq and is a predicted model, not a curated record. The coding region runs from base 49 to 1449 and encodes 466 amino acids. NCBI's taxonomy places the organism in Eukaryota, Metazoa, Arthropoda, Insecta, Lepidoptera, Nymphalidae. Gene Ontology annotation, biological process: peptidyl-proline hydroxylation to 4-hydroxy-L-proline; cellular response to hypoxia.